GCGACAUAUACUAAGCCAUUCAGUUUCUUAUCGCAUUGCUCGCUCAGCCAGCACCGACACGCUUGGAGGAUACGCGUUUACCAGCCAAUAACCAUCCAAGCGCCCGAACUACCACAAGGAGUCGCUAGAACGCAACACUGCAUGGCAAUCCUUAUCCGACACCCACACGGUUUAACUUGCCCCAAUUUGGCAUCGCUUAUCUGGAUAAGCUGAGUGAGACUGUUUUUUUAAGGAAAGGUUAGGGUUAGUGCAUUUUAGGGAUAUGGAAUGUACUCAGAGACCGCGCCCUGGAACAGGUUUGGAAAUCUACCACCCCGGAAUCUUGUUUUGAGAGGUGUGUCUAAUUCGUUGUAUAUCCUAUAAACAUUUUCUUACUGACACAUUAGACCCUAUCUGCGCACAGUUCAUCUAAGAGGAGAAGAAAUGACAAACCCAAGCAGGAUUAUUAUAAAAGGGGGGAAAGUUGUGAACGAGGACUGCUCGGUUAUCAGCGAUGUCUACAUUGAAAACGGACGUAUUGUAGAAGUCGGAUUAAACCUAAUAGUCCCGGCUGGAGUUACCGUAAUUGAUGCUACUGACAAACUGGUGAUCCCGGGUGGUAUCGAUACCCAUACCCACAUGGAGUUUGAGUUUAUGGGCACCAAGGCAGUAGAUGACUUCUAUAUCGGGACUAAGGCUGCCUUGGCAGGAGGGACCACUAUGAUCCUAGACUUUGUGAUCCCCCAGAGAGGCACCUCCCUCCUGGAGGCCUAUGAUAGGUGGAGGGACACAGCCGACAACAAGGUCUGCUGCGACUACUCUCUCCAUGUAGCUGUGACAUGGUGGAGCGACAAGGUCAAGAAGGAAAUGGAGAUUUUGGCCAAAGAGAAAGGUGUCAACUCCUUCAAGAUGUUCAUGGCAUACAAGGAUAUGUUUAUGCUCAAAGACCAUGAGCUGUAUGCUGCAUUUUCCCAAUGCAAAGAGAUUGGAGCUAUAGCCCAGGUGCACGCAGAGAAUGGAGACCUUAUUGCAGAGGGGGCUAAGAAAAUGCUGUCCCUGGGCAUCCGUGGUCCGGAGGGUCAUGAGUUAUGUCGACCUGAGGAGGUUGAGGCUGAGGCCACCCAGAGAGCCAUCACCAUCGCCCACACAGUCAACUGCCCCCUCUACGUGGUCCACGUCAUGAGCAAGUCUGCUGCCAAGGUGGUGUCCAGUGCCCGCAGGAAUGGCCGUGUGGUGUUUGGAGAGCCCAUAGCUGCGGGACUGGGUACAGAUGGCACCCACUACUGGCACAAAGACUGGUCCCAUGCUGCCCAGUUUGUCAUGGGCCCACCGCUGAGGCCUGACCCCAGCACCCCAGGGUAUCUCAUGGACCUACUGGCCAAUGAUGACCUCAGUGUGACUGGGACAGACAACUGCACAUUCUCUGUCUGUCAGAAGGCCCUGGGCAAAGACGACUUUACCAAGAUCCCCAAUGGAGUUAAUGGAGUGGAGGACAGGAUGUCUGUCAUCUGGGAGAAGGGUGUGCAUAGUGGUAAAAUGGAUGAGAAUCGAUUUGUAGCUGUCACCAGCAGCAAUGCCGCGAAAAUCUUCAACUUUUACCCCCAGAAGGGAAGGAUUGCUAAAGGCUCUGAUGCGGAUGUGGUUGUAUGGGACCCAAAGGCAACCAGGAAAGUCUCUGCUGCGACUCACCACCAGGCGGUGGAAUACAACAUCUUUGAAGGCAUGGAAUGCCACGGCGUUCCAGUGGUGACCAUCUCCAGGGGGAAGGUGGUGUAUGAUAAAGGUCAGCUUAAGACCAAGCGAGGUGAGGGGCGUUUCAUCCCCAGGGAGCCCUACGCCGAGUUUGUCUACAAACGAGUCAACCAGAGGGAACAGGUGGGACAACCUAGUCCAGUGACCAGGAAGCCUUAUGAUGGGGAAGUCAUCUCCAAAUAAGCGAUGGAACGAAUCAUAAAAAGAUCUCGGAACAGUUACCUAUCUCACUUUUAUCUAACAAUAAUUAACUACCUGAAUAUAUGUCCCAAAAGUCACAAAUCCAUAUCCAUAUCUACAUUCUCAUUGCAGUGGCAACAUCUUUUAUGUAUUUUUUAUGUGGUAAUCUGUGUGUUUCAAUUAUGAUUUUUUCAUCCAUAUCUGUUUGAUUAUUGAUGCCUAGGAAAACAAAAGUGAAAUCUUAGAAAAUGUCAGAUUUUUAUUCAUGAUUUUAAGCGAUUCAUGAGUCACUGAUGCUACUUCAUUGUGAAUAUUUUCUCAUAUUUGCAUCACUGUGGUAUUAAUAUAAAAUGUUCAUACUGUUCUUGAGUAACAUUUUGAAGUUUAAAAAAAGUUCCGCUCUGUUUCUCAACUUGGUGCCACACCACUGUCUGUCUUGCUCACUGAUACCGCAUUCUCUUUAAAGCUUAUAUUAUUCUUUUUGUUUUGAUCAGUGGCAAAAACUCCUAAUUAAAUCCAUUUUGAUUUCAUUUUGUAAUGCAAUAAAAAGUGGAAAA
Messenger RNA from Esox lucius (northern pike), 2468 nucleotides. RefSeq names its product dihydropyrimidinase (gene dpys). NCBI's taxonomy places the organism in Eukaryota, Metazoa, Chordata, Actinopteri, Esociformes, Esocidae. Gene Ontology annotation, cellular component: cytosol; cytoplasm. The record is from RefSeq and is a predicted model, not a curated record. Gene Ontology annotation, biological process: pyrimidine nucleobase catabolic process. The transcript is spliced from 10 exons. Bases 424 to 1914 code for a protein of 496 amino acids. Gene Ontology annotation, molecular function: dihydropyrimidinase activity.